UUCUCGGCCUAUUGUGAUGCGUUCUCCCCGCAAGGGUCGGAACCUUUCGUUAACCCUCUGAGGGGGUCCGACGGAAUGAUUUGGAAGACGGACCAGAGGGGACCAACUUUUGGUGCUGAAGAAGGCAUGGCGGGAGCGGGAACCGAUUUAAAGUCCUCGGUGCUGAAGCACCGGCGCACGACCCUCGAACGAGCGGAAAAGUUUAUUUCGCAGGAUUAUUUUGUGGAUUGUAACCUCCGGGGAAGACUGUUUGGCGACACGUGUGCAUUGGCCUCUUUGUCUUACUUUGAAACUUCUAAACGAAUUCCAUACAAUGAAGCUAUCCGAGAAGAAUUCAGCCCUAUUAAAGUUGGAGAUAGUUUUGGACAGACGUGGCACACCUGUUGGUUUAAAGUAGAACUCAGCAUUCCCAAGAAAUGGACUGGAAAGGAAGUGCAUCUUCUUUGGGAAAGCGACGGAGAAGGAAUGAUUUGGAGGGAUGCUCAGCCCGUUCAGAGUUUGACUCGAGAAGGUGAGAAGACCACUUAUAUGCUGACGGACAAUCUAAAGGAGACCGACUCUCACAGCUUCACCCUCUAUCUGGAAGUUGCCUGCAACGGUCUCUUCGGAGCUGGGAAGGGCAGCAUGAUCGCACCCCCAGACCCGGACAAAACGUUCUCCUUGAAUAGAGCAGAGCUGGUGGUUUACAACCAGGAUGUCUAUGAGCUUCUGGUGGACUUCGAAAUCCUCUUGGACAUGGCCAAGCUCCUCGGAGAGGAAAACCAGCGGAGCUUCCAAGCGCUUUACGUAGCGAACCAAAUGGUGAACCUGUGUGAUGUCAACAACCCGGCAACCUUCCCUGCGGUGCAUGAACUGGCCCGCUCUGUUUUCUGCCAGAAGAACGGAGAUAGCCAGCACAUCAUCCAUGCCAUGGGCCAUUGCCAUAUUGAUUCUGCUUGGCUGUGGCCUUACGAAGAGACGAUUCGUAAAUGUGCACGCAGCUGGGUAACUGUCAUACGGCUGAUGGAGAAGAACCCGGACUUCAUAUUUGUCUGUUCACAGGCCCAGCAGUUUGAAUGGGUGAAGACCUAUUACCCUGGCUUGUAUGCUACAAUUCAAGAAUUUGCAAAAAAAGGACGCUUCAUACCGGUUGGGGGAACCUGGGUAGAAAUGGAUGGAAACCUUCCAAGUGGAGAAUCCAUGAUUCGCCAGUUCCUGCACGGGCAGCGUUUCUUCCAGCAGGAAUUUGGGAAGCUGUGCUUAGAGUUCUGGCUGCCUGACACAUUUGGUUAUUCAGCACAACUGCCACAAAUAAUGCGUGGCUGUGGGAUACGUCGUUUCUUAACUCAGAAGUUGAGCUGGAAUCUGGUGAAUACUUUCCCGCACAACACUUUUUUCUGGGAAGGCAUGGAUGGAUCCCGGGUUUUGGUUCACUUCCCUCCUGCAGAUUCCUAUGGAUUGUCCGGUCGUGUGGAUGAGAUGUUGAAAACGGUGAAGAAUAAUAAGGACAAGGGCCGUGUGAAUCACAGUGUCGCUCUGUUUGGCUUUGGAGAUGGAGGAGGGGGCCCUACCCAGAAGAUGCUGGACAGGCUACAGAGGAUGAAGGAUACAGAUGGUCUACCCAGGGUUCAGAUGUCUGUCCCAGAUCAAUUUUUCUCUGCCCUGGAGAAGGAAAAGGCUCAGCUCUGUACUUGGGUUGGAGAACUGUUUUUGGAGCUGCAUAACGGCACCUACACAACUCAUGGGCAGAUUAAAAAGGGAAACAGGGAAUGUGAGCGUUUACUCCAUGACAUCGAGAUCCUGAGUAGUUUGGCUCUGGUGCAGAAACGUUCUUUCCGGUAUCCUUCUGCUCAGCUUCAACACCUUUGGAGGCUCCUGCUCUUGAAUCAAUUCCACGAUGUCUUGCCAGGCAGUUGUAUCCAGCUUGUAGCAGAGGAUGCCAUGCGGUACUACUCAGAAAUUCGCAGGUCUGGAGCCCAGCUUCUGAAAGAGGCCGCCCAUUCUUUGUGCGGAGAACUGUUGGGCAGCAAGGACCAGAGCAACGAUACCAUCCUGGUUGUCAACACUUUGCCAUGGGAAAGAACCGAAGUCGUUUCCAAAACUGGACCGCAAGGAACUGAGACUUUAGCUUUGGUUACACUUCCCAGCCUGGGUUUCUGUGCUGUUGAAGAGCCAUUAUCUCCUCCACAUCCUGUGACCGUCAGUAAAGAGGCAGAUGGUUCUGUGACGUUGGCCAAUGGUAUCAUCCAAGCCUGCCUCGAUCCUUUGGGACGGAUGGUGUCCCUUUCUUUACUACACCCAAAAAGAGAGGCUGUUCCGGAGGGUUGCCGGGCCAACCAGUUUGUGAUCUUUGAUGAUGUCCCUCUGUAUUGGGAUGCCUGGGAUGUGAUGGAUUAUCACCUGGAGACCAGGAAGCCCAUCACCCAUCUCCUAAAACCCCUGGAAAUUUCCACCCCGGGCGGCCUGCGGGGCAGCGUGACUUUCUCCCUGCAGCUCAGCGAGAGGAGCAUCCUAACCCAAGAGGUCAUCCUGGAUGCGGCGAGCCCUUACAUCUCCUUCCGGACUCAGGUUGACUGGAACGAAGCUCACAAGUUCCUCAAGGUGGAAUUUCCAGCCAAGGUUCGGAGCCCAAAUGCCACUUACGAGAUCCAGUUUGGCCACUUGCAGAGACCGACGCAUUGGAACACGUCCUGGGAUUGGGCCCGGUUUGAGGUGUGGGGUCACAAAUGGGUAGACUUGUCCGAGCACGGCUUCGGGGUUGCCCUGUUGAACGACUGCAAAUAUGGCUGCUCGGUCCACGACAACGUGAUGAGUUUGUCCCUGUUACGUGCUCCGAAGUCCCCUGAUGCUACUGCAGAUAUUGGACGUCACCAGUUUACCUAUGCAGUGAUGCCUCACCUGGGUUCUUUCCAAGAAGCUGGGGUAAUCCAGCAGGCCUACAGUUUGAAUUUUCCCCUUCAUGUCAUGGAGGGCGUUCCUCCUGGGCCGUGUCCAGUCUGGAGUGCCUUCUCUGUCCUGUCUCCAGCUGUUGUCCUGGAAACAAUAAAGCAGGCUGAGGACAGACCAGACGCCUUGGUCAUCCGACUUUACGAGUCCUACGGCAGCACCGUGGACACCUGGCUUCAAAUGGGCUUCCCGAUUCAAGAGGCAGUCGUGUGUGACUUCCUUGAAAGGCCUGAUCCCAACACCUCCUUGGUUCUGGAAGAAGAUCGGUUGAAGCUUUCUUUUCGGCCCUUCCAAAUACUCUCUAUCCUGCUGGUCUUGAAAGGACAGAGCAGGGACUGAGGCUUACAACAGACUGCCUGCGAUGAACUGGGGCAUGGCACAGAGGCCUGGUUAGACCGGGCUUGGUAGCUCAGCAGACUAAAAGCAUUGUGAUUAACACCAGCUGUCUGCAAUUACUGUAAGUUCGAAUCUCACCAGGCUCAAGGUUGACUCAGCCUUCCAUCCUUCCGAGGUAGAUAAAAUGAGGACCCGGAUUGUGGGGGCAAUAAGCUGACUUUGUAUAAAAAAGAACACCGCUUGGGGGGCGCGAAAGCCCUACUAAACAGGUAUAUACAAAAGUAUGAAGGCUAUUGCUUAACGCAUUGUAAGCCGCCCUGAGUCUCCGGAGAAGGGCGGCAUAUAAAUCGAACCAAUAAAUAAAUAAAUAAACUUUUAAA
Molecule: messenger RNA, 3641 nt
Organism: Pantherophis guttatus
Lineage: Eukaryota; Metazoa; Chordata; Lepidosauria; Squamata; Colubridae
Gene: MAN2C1
Product: mannosidase alpha class 2C member 1
Biological process (GO): mannose metabolic process; oligosaccharide catabolic process
Molecular function (GO): carbohydrate binding; alpha-mannosidase activity
Source: RefSeq, a predicted model, not a curated record